GUCACGCUAUUUGCGCAUAAUUUUGAAACUGAACGGACAAGCGGUGACGCUGCACCCUAGGUUUUCUUUAGAAUUAUUGCGAAAAACAGAUUUCACAAGCGUCCCUUUGUAAAUGGUAGUUAAAAAUCAUCAAAUUAAGUUCAUUGGAAAGUGAAAACAAGGGUUUUCAGGAAGCAAACGAACACACGCACACACACAAGUGCAAUCGCUUGGCGUCGUUUUUUUGGACUGUACGCGCUUAAAUACAAACAAUUUAAUUUAUUUGAUUAAAAUGGACAUUUCUGGUGGGAAUACGUCGCGCCAGCCGCCAAAGAAGUCGAAUCAAAACAUCCAGGUGUAUGUGCGCGUCAGGCCCCUUAAUUCCCGGGAACGCUGCAUCCGAUCCGCCGAAGUCGUGGAUGUGGUGGCACCACGCGAAAUCGUGACCCGCCACACCCUGGACUCCAAGCUCACCAAGAAGUUCACCUUCGAUCGUAGCUUUGGCCCCGAGUCCAAGCAAUGCGAUGUCUACUCCGUGGUGGUUUCCCCACUGAUCGAAGAGGUCCUCUCUGGCUACAACUGCACGGUUUUUGCCUACGGACAAACGGGCACGGGCAAAACGCACACGAUGGUGGGAAACGAGACCGCCGAACUGAAAUCCUCCUGGGAAGAUGAUUCUGAUAUUGGCAUUAUACCGCGAGCUCUGAGUCACCUUUUCGAUGAACUCCGCAUGAUGGAGGUGGAGUACACGAUGCGCAUAUCCUAUUUGGAGCUGUACAACGAGGAAUUGUGCGAUCUUCUGUCAACCGAUGACACCACGAAGAUUCGCAUUUUCGAUGACAGCACCAAGAAGGGAUCGGUCAUUAUCCAGGGACUGGAGGAGAUACCUGUGCACAGCAAGGAUGAUGUGUACAAGCUGCUAGAAAAGGGAAAAGAGCGUCGCAAGACGGCCACAACUCUGAUGAAUGCCCAAUCCUCUCGAUCGCACACGGUCUUUUCCAUAGUGGUGCACAUCAGGGAGAAUGGCAUCGAAGGCGAGGAUAUGCUGAAGAUCGGAAAGUUGAAUCUAGUGGAUCUGGCGGGCAGUGAAAAUGUAUCCAAGGCCGGCAAUGAAAAGGGAAUACGAGUCCGGGAGACCGUGAACAUCAAUCAGAGUCUUCUGACUCUUGGCAGAGUAAUAACCGCUUUGGUGGAUCGUGCUCCCCAUGUUCCCUAUCGCGAAUCGAAGCUUACUAGGCUGCUCCAAGAAUCUCUGGGUGGCAGGACCAAGACCUCCAUCAUAGCUACCAUAUCGCCGGGACACAAGGACAUCGAGGAGACCCUCAGCACUUUGGAGUACGCCCAUCGAGCCAAGAACAUUCAAAACAAGCCCGAAGUCAAUCAGAAACUGACCAAGAAAACAGUGCUUAAGGAGUACACCGAGGAGAUUGACAAGCUGAAAAGAGAUCUUAUGGCUGCCAGGGACAAAAAUGGCAUCUAUUUGGCUGAGGAAACGUACGGCGAGAUCACCUUGAAGUUGGAAUCCCAGAACCGUGAGCUCAACGAGAAAAUGCUGCUGCUCAAGGCUUUGAAGGAUGAGCUUCAGAACAAAGAGAAGAUCUUUAGCGAGGUGAGCAUGAGUCUGGUGGAGAAAACUCAAAAGCUGAAGAAAACCGAGGGUUCCUUGCUGCUCACUAAAAAAGUGCUGACCAAGACCAAGCGGCGCUAUAAGGAGAAGAAGGAGCUGGUAGCCUCCCAUAUGAAAACGGAGCAAGUGCUGACCACACAGGCUCAGGAGAUUUUGGCCGUGGCUAAUCUGGCCACCGAUGAUACCCAUCAUCUGCAUGGCACCAUCGAACGAAGGCGUGAUGUGGACGAGAAGAUUCGCAGAUCCUGCGAUCAGUUUAAAGAUCGCAUGCAGGACAACUUGGAGAUGAUGGGUGGCAGCUUGAACUUGUAUCUGGAGCAGCAGGCAGCCUCCAAGGAGCACCUAAGCCAGGAGUUGGUUAACUCCAACAAAGUGAACCAACGUAUGUCAACAAAUGCCAGCAAGAGCAUUGAAAUGCUUAAGGAAAUCUGCAGUCAGGCGCUAGGGGAUCAGGUCCAGCUGCAGAAUAAAUUAAUGACAGAGGUCUUGAGGAUAAACGAUCAGCAUGCUCAGACAUUUGUUGCCCAUCUGAUGCAGCAGUUGCAGCAGCGUCAGCUUGUGAUGAGCAAGGAAAUCCAGACGAGCCUUCAAGAGAUGGAGGAAAACAACCAGCGGCACAAAGCCAUGCUGGAUUCCAUGCAGGACAAGUUCAGCCAAAUUAUCGACAACAGCUCGCGAUCGCUGGAAAAGCAUGUGAAGCAAGUGCAUCAGCAGCUGGAACAGCUCAGUGGCAUGAGCUUGCCGGAUGCUGAGGAACUGCAGCAGCUGCAGGAGGAGCUGGCCAACGAGCGGGCUUUGGCCCAGCAGGAGGAAGCUCUGCUGGAGUCCAUGAUGAUGCAGAUGGACCAGAUCAAGGAGCUACGUGCCAAGAACAACGUAAGCAUGUCCAAACGCCUCAACAAGAUGGAGGAAAGCCGACUGACUAGAAAUCAGCGCAUCGAUGAUACCAAGUCUGGUAUCCAAGAUUACCAGAAGAUGGGCAUCGAGGCUGCUCAAUCCGCUCAAGCGGAGCUCAGCAGCCAGAUGGAGACGGGAAUGCAGUGCCUGGACCAAGGCGUUGCCAACUGCUCUAUGCUCCAGGUGCACAUGAAAAACCUCGGCCAGGAAUAUGCCCAGCAAACGGAUGAAAAUGUGGGCUCAAGUCGCCUGCACCACUCGCAGGUGGAGUUUGCCUGCCAAGACAGCAAAUCUCAGCUGGUGGUCUUGGAAGAGAAGUGCCAAGCUAAUCUGGAGCAGAUCUUGGCGGAGGGACAGAAGCUUAACACCGAGGAGAGGCAGCGUUUCAUUGGCCAUUCCACAGUGGCCACCGAUCUUGUGCAGGAGUUGACGCGGCAAACCACCGAGCAUGCCGCACUUCAGCGACAGCAGUUGCAGACUUGCGAGCAGGAGAUUGUGCGGUUCCAACAGAACGAGUUGAAAACAUAUACGCCCACCGGCACAACGCCCUCCAAAAGGGACUUUAUCUAUCCACGCACUCUGGUGGCCACGUCGCCGCAUCAGGAGAUUGUGAAGCGCUAUCGCCAGGAGCACGAUUGGUCGGAUCUGGACACCACUGCCCCCAUAGAUGAGUGCAGCGAGGGAGAGCAUGAUGAAUCCCUGCAAUCCGUACAGGAGCUGUCUGACACGGAAACCAUAAUGAACUCCACACCCAUUGAGAACGUGGAUGGUGUCACCAUAAGGCGAGGCCCUAGCACCACUCGAAACUCCAACUCGAAUGCUCUGAAGCCACCCGUAAUUGGUGGCAAGAGGAGCAACUCCUUGUCCCGCUCCCUUACGCCCAAUAAAUCAUCGCCUCGAAAUUCCCCCGCCUUCAACAGGCACAACAAAGAAAACGUGGCCUGAUUGCAUCGAUGACAAUUGUACUCUCAACCCAGUAACUCGUUUGUGUUAGUGGAAUUCGGAUCGUUUUGUUUGUUUCGCUCUUCUGGAUAUUCUCUUUAAUCUGUAUAUCAAUCUUUGGAAUUUCGUACAUUUAUCAUUUAAAUAAACUUAGUAUGCUAUGUAAAGUUAAGGAAA
Molecule: messenger RNA, 3622 nt
Organism: Drosophila gunungcola (fruit fly)
Lineage: Eukaryota; Metazoa; Arthropoda; Insecta; Diptera; Drosophilidae
Gene: Klp61F
Product: kinesin-like protein Klp61F
Exons: 6
Coding region: 272-3448 (1058 amino acids)
Biological process (GO): microtubule-based movement; mitotic spindle assembly
Cellular component (GO): spindle microtubule; nucleus
Molecular function (GO): ATP binding; microtubule binding; plus-end-directed microtubule motor activity
Source: RefSeq, a predicted model, not a curated record